Branchiostoma belcheri (Belcher's lancelet) is the source of this 1672-nucleotide messenger RNA. Its product is annotated as DDRGK domain-containing protein 1. The transcript is spliced from 8 exons. Bases 43 to 939 code for a protein of 298 amino acids. The record is from RefSeq and is a predicted model, not a curated record. Lineage: Eukaryota; Metazoa; Chordata; Leptocardii; Amphioxiformes; Branchiostomatidae.
UGUACAGUUCCGUCGAGAAGGCACAGUAUCGUCAUCUUCGCCAUGGUGGACGCGGCAGUUUUGUACGCUGUAGCGGCGGUUUUCGUCGCAGUUUUGCUUUUCCUGGCCGUCAAACUUAGAGGAGGGCAAGAAGAACAGCCUGCUGCUGAUGGCCAGCGGCGUGGUGCGCCGCGCCCCAGGACGGACGUGGAGAGGGCCGCGGGGGCUCCCCGCAGGGUGAGGGGCGCACGGCAGAGACUACAGGCCGCACGACGCAUGAACCAACAGGACAGCGAGGGGGAGAGUGACUCAGAUGAAGCCAGGCCAGAAAUUGACAUUCCUGAAGGCAUGAAGGUCGGAGCUAAGAAAAUGAGGAAACUCGAGAUGAAAGCAGAGAAGAAGGCAGCAAGAGAGGCUGCGGAACAGGAACGAGAAGAGAGGAAACAGCGUGAGAAGAUGUUGGAAGAAAAGAGGAAACAGGAGGAAGAAGAGGAGAAGCUGGAAGAGGAGAGAAGGGCUGAGGAAGAGAGAAAAGCUAAAGAAGAAGAGGCAGCUCGGCAACAUGAGGAGUAUCUGAUGUUAAAGGAAUCCUUUACUGUGGAGGAGGAGGGGCAUGAGGAGAUUCUGGAUGAAGAUGCUACUGAAAAUCUUUUGCAAGACUUCAUUGAUCACAUUAAGGCUGUGAAGGUGGUGCUUUUAGAGGACCUGGCAGCACAGUUCAACAUGAGGGCACAGGACUGCAUCCAGCGUGUACAGGACCUGCGCGAGCAGGGGCGUCUGACAGGAGUGAUCGACGACAGAGGCAAGUUUAUCUACAUCUCGCAGGCCGAGCUGGAGGCCGUGGCCAAGUUCAUCAAACAGCGGGGGAGGGUGUCCAUCACUGACCUGGUGGAGAGUAGUAACCAGCUCAUCAACCUCACUCCAGACACUGAACAGGUCAUCAGGGCGCAAGCUAGUUAAGAUCACCACAGACUGGUGAUACGGAAACCAACUUAUCUGCUUGAAUUUCUGUAAUUGACUUAUCAAUUCCUUGUUCAGUGUAGUUGUGAUUUACCAGGGAAUACACAUACUGGCACAUUGUAUAUGUAGGAAGAAGAAAGCAAGGGGCCAGAUACUGGUCUAUGAACAUACUGUAGGCAGGACAUACAUACAUGUGUACAAUACAUAGGUGUCCUAUUGAAGUGUGUGUCCUUGUGUUUCACAGGUACAGAAGGUAGAUAUGUUUCCUGUUGUCUCAUUUUUUAAUUAUCAGUGCUAAUGACCUUUGGUUAUAAAGGUAGUGCUGUUCAUUAUCCCCUCUUGAGGAACUGACUGACUACAGUCCAUUUAUUUUUUACUUUCAAUUUCAAAUGCAUUUUUGUUGAAUUUUGCUUGUGAUUUUUACAUUUGUAUAUGCACACAAGAAGGUUAAAUACUAUUUGAUUUUAAACCUCCUUGAUGCACACAUGUUGAAGAUACUGCUUGCCAUUACUGUUCAUAUUUUUCUGAGAACUGUAUCUACUGUAUGUAUUUAUUUGACCUUCUUCCUGCUGUCUAACCCCAUAACCAAUACUGAGUUGGUACCAAAUUCCAUGCUGGGGGAUAAACAAAAACUUCAUAUUGUCAUUUGCAGCUUUCUCUUAACUGGAUACUGUUAAUUUUUUUGACAAAUGCAAGCUGCUUUAUAAAGAUGUUGCCAUAAAUGGCAGAAAAU